This is a messenger RNA of Rattus norvegicus (Norway rat), 8849 nucleotides long. NCBI's taxonomy places the organism in Eukaryota, Metazoa, Chordata, Mammalia, Rodentia, Muridae. The record is from RefSeq and is a predicted model, not a curated record.
GGUAUCAUGUAUGCGGCUGGUUCCAGGGGACACUCCCCUGCUUUCCUGCAACCUCAAAACGGAAACGGCCACCGCUCACCUGGUUAUGUUCCCGGGAAAGUGGUUCCCUUUCGGCCUGCUCCUCCUCCAAAGAACCACGCCUCAGCCAAACUGACCUCCAGGAGCCAAGAAGCCCCAGCAACCUUUGCUUUCUCCCCCGAGGAGCAGCGAACUCCGAGGGAGGACCGAAAGCAGAAGAGACACAAGAACACCUUCAUCUGCUUUGCCAUAACCAGCUUCUCGUUUUUUGUGACGCUCGCAGUCAUUUUGGGAAUAUCCUCCAAAUAUGCUCCAGAUGGUAUGUGGCGCAUCUGUGUGUGAAUGGCGUGAGUGCGCAUGCGCACAUCGCGCAUAGUCCAAAAGAAGCGAUAAGGGGAGGACAUAGCACACUUUAAAGAAAAGGGCCUUUUGUUGCUGAGGCUGGCCUUGACUGCCUAAUGCACAGGUAGGAUGAGGUGUGAGUUCUUACGAAUGAGAGCAUCUGUGGGAAAUCGUAAGUGGGAAGGUUUGUCUCAGGGCUCAAGCUGUUCUUGGCGCAUCUCUUUAAGUGUUCUUUACAAAUCCCCGUGGGAGUGUGCAGGAUCGUUACUUUGUGGGAACUGUGAGUUUUGGACCACAAAAAGUGUACUCGGUUAUCCACAUAGUGAUAAAACGGACAUGACUAAAGAUCUUUUUUAGUGCUUUGAAAUGGUGUGAUAAGCAGUGCAAAAAAGCUGAGUUACGGACUGUAUCCUUAAAAGAAACUGGCCUCCAGGUGUCUAAGUUGAUACGUUUUUUCCAGUCCACCCAUUCUGUUCAUAGCUGAAGUUCAGGUAGGGAUCUUUAAUUCCUCAAGUGAUAUUUGCUUUUCAAGGAGCCAGGCCAGACACUUAAUGAUCAGUGCUGAGGAGAUAAUUCAGUUGGUGAGGAUCCCAGUUUAGUGCCCACAACCUAUGUGGGGUUCGUCACAGCCACCUGGAAUUCUAGGGGCUCCAACACCCUCUUCUGCUUCCCUUGGACAUUUGCACACCCGCCAUGCAUUCAUUCACAAACAGAUCUGGGUGAAAAUUUUAAAAAAAAGAUCUUAAAAAAAAAAAAAAAACAAAACCAAAACUGGGUGUGUGGCAUGUGCUUGUAAUCUCAGUGCUGGGAAGGUGGGACCAGGAGAUUCCUGAGUCAUAAUGGAGCCAGCCUAGCCUGACAGAGGACUGACUCACUCUCUGGGUUGCUCUCUUAUCUCCACAUGCAUGGGUUCCUCACUCAAAUACACACACAGACACACUAAGGGAGGGAGAGAAUGAGUGUGUAUGUCUCUCUCUCUCUCUCUCUCUCUCUCUCUCUCUCUCUGUGUGUGUGUGUGUGUGUGUGUGUGUGUGUGUGUGUGUGUUGGAGAAUCUUGUUGCCUGCAGCUUCAAUAUGUUUCAGCCAACAGUAGCUUCAUAGAAGUGCCUGUGGAACAUUCUAAAACUCAGAGUGCCUGGGGCUGUGACAUAGAGGACUGUCUGGUCCAUUGUCUUGUAUCUUUUUUGAACAAAGUCUAUGACAGAUCUCCUUAACUGGAUAUAAUAAAGUUAGCAGUUGAAGCCCCUUUGGCCUUUUAUAAAGCUUACAAGUUAUUAUUUUAUUUUGGUUUUCAGGGUGCUUUAAGGAUUUUGUAAAUUUUAAGGUCCUGCAGGAAGUAGUUACCAACAUUUCUAGGAGAAUGCACAGGGAGUAAGAGAGAUGAACCUCUCCACAGUCAUCUUUGUUGACCGAGCCAGUUGGCCACACCGUGAAUUUAUUUGAUUUCCCUUACAUGGAGAGCUGAAUUUCGAUUCCCAGUUCCAAACAUAAUAACCAAGUUCUGAUUCACAUUUUCCAAAUAAUCUUCAGGAGAGGGAAGCCAGACUACUGGGAAAUCAGAACCGAAGCCUGUGGCUUUCUUUGGUAUUUUCUUAGUCCAUCUGAGACACUGGGCUGCAGAUACAGUUCCUUGAGUUGGUGUUCUUCAAUUUCCCAUGUUGGCCAUGCAAGUGCAAAUGAUGGCUGGAAACAUCUCGUGUGCUGAAAUGUUUUAUGGUCAGCCUCACUGUGGCUUUCCCUGUUAUCAAUGUGCUCACUCAACAAUUGGGCUACCCUGGAAGGUGGGGCUGACUGAGUUGACUUUUAAUGGUUUUUGCACAUCAUACAUUUUCUCAUUUAAGUAUAUUUCACUGGCAGGAACCGUGAUACGGGGGUGAUGGCUCUAACGAAGGGUGCUCUGUAGGAACUGAUUUCACAGUUAAGAGAAUACACAUCACAAUUACAAUGGACUUCCGGUCUCCACAGACAGGAGUUCCUUCUCAGUAGCUUGUGACAUGGGACACACAUUUGCUUCUUAUCGGACACUAUGGAGAAUUCCAGCCGUAUGUUUUAUGAAAGAAUUGGAAGCUUGAAGAAAAGUCAUUUUAUUUCUGGUAGUACUAGGGACUGAACCCUGGGCUUUACGCUAAGCAGGAUUCUGCCAGUGAGAUAAACGGUCAGCCCCAAGGAUACUGCCUUUAAUAUAAUGGUGGUGGUCACUGGAGAAUCUGAAGAGAUAAAUAUUAAGGAUGGAUCUAGUAUGUGAAGAACAAUGCCAUCAAACAGUUACCAAGGCCUUAGUGAGGUCAAUUUAACUCCAGUUGCUCCCACUUCAGAGUGACAACAUAAGCCACUUAGGUGCUUAGAAACAGGAAGGGUGUGCAGGUUCAAACUUACAUGCUCUUCUUCCUUACCAGCUCUCUACUUUCACACAGGAGCCUUCGCCCUAAACACAGUAUCUUCUUCUUGUCCUAAGCAUAUGCCACUCUUUCCUUAACUUAAAUACAGGUGACUUGAGUAACAAUUGGACCAGGAUGGUAUGGGGGUGGGGGAUAUAUUUCUUCUAUUCUUUUUAAAAUAGGUACUUUUAUUGUUUUUUUUUUUAAUGUUUAUGUGUGUGUUUGUAUAUGUGUGAGUGCAUGCCCCCUGAAGGGGUUGAUCACAGAAGCUGGAAGAGAUUAAUGGAUUCCUUGGAGCUGUGCUUACAGGCACUUGGGAGCUGGAUGUGAGAGAAUUGUCCAGAUCAAAACCCUCGUCUCAGGAACUGGGAUCCAGGACAAGAUUCUGCGAAACACAUUGUUAUCAAGGAGGGGGAUAUGCUUCGCCUGACCUCAGAUGCUACAGUGAAUUCUAUAGUCAUUCAGGAUGGAGGACUGCUUGUGUUUGGGGAUGACAAAGACGGAUCCAGGAAUAUAACUUUGAGGACUCGAUACAUCCUGAUACAGGAUGGUGGGGCGCUUCAUAUUGGAGCAGAAAAAUGCCGCUAUCGAUCCAAAGCGACAAUUACCUUGUACGGCAAGUCAGACGAACAUGAAAGUAUGCCAACAUUUGGCAAGAAGUUUAUUGGCGUGGAGGCUGGCGGGACACUGGAGUUACAUGGGGCUCGGAGGACAUCAUGGACGAUGCUGGCGAGGACUCUGCAUUCCUCGGGCUUGCCCUUUGGCUCCUACGCCUUCGAAAAGGACUUCUCCCGGGGCCUUAAUGUGAGGGUCAUUGACCAAGACACAGCUAGAGUUUUAGAACACGAGAAGUUUGACACCCAUGAGUACCACAACGAGAGCAGGAGACUUCAGGAAUUUUUGAGAGCUCAGGAUCCCGGCCGCAUUGUUGCUAUUGCUGUUGGAGAUUCAGCCGUCAAGAGCCUGUUACAGGGAACCAUCCAGAUGAUCCAGGACCGGUUGGGAAGUAAGCUGAUCCAAGGCCUGGGCUACAGGCAAGCUUGGGCUUUAGUUGGUGUCAUCGAUGGUGGAAGUUCUUCCUGCAAUGAAUCUGUGAGAAACUAUGAAAACCACAGCACUGGUGGCAAGGCCCUAGCACAAGGAGAAUUCUACACCCUGGAUGGUCAGAAGUUCUCUGUGACAGCUUACAGUGAAUGGAUUGAAGGAAUUUCCCUUUCGGGUUUCCGGGUGGACAUUGCGGAUGGAGUGAAGCUUCACCUGUUGGACGAUGUCAGCAGUUGGGGAGCCGGAGACCGGAUUGUGGUUGCGAGCACCGACUAUUCCAUGUACCAGGCAGAGGAGCUGACGCUUCUGCCCUGCCCCGAGUGCAGCCGUUUUCAGGUCAAAGUUAAAGAGAUCCCCCAGUACCUGCACGUUGGUGAGAUCAUAGACGGGAUAGACAUGAGAGCGGAGGUUGGACUUCUCACCCGGAACAUUGUGAUCCAAGGAGAAACGGAGGACUCAUGCUACGCUGAUAAUCACUGCCAGUUCUUUGAUUAUGACACCUUUGGGGGACAUGUCAUGAUAGAGAAGAAUUUUACUUCAGUCCAUCUGUCUUAUGUGGAGUUGAAGCACAUGGGCCAGCAGCAUCUGGGACGCUAUCCUGUGCAUUUUCACCUGUGUGGAGAUGUGGAUUCUAAAGGAGGGUACCGAGUGCCAACGUCUGUGAACGGCCUGUCUAUUCAUCACAGCUUUUCAAGGUGCAUCACUGUGCACGGGUCCAGUGGCUUGCUCAUCAAAGACACCAUUGGAUUCGACACCCUAGGUCAUUGCUUCUUUUUGGAAGAUGGUGUUGAACAGAGAAACAUUUUGUUCCAUAACCUGGGGCUUCUUACCAAGCCGGGCACUCUCCUCCCCACCGACAGGAACAGCUCCAUGUGCACCGUCAUGCGUGAUGGAGUGUUUGGAAACUACAUCCCCGUGCCUACCACAGAUUGUAUGGCUGUUUCAACUUUCUGGAUUGCCCACCCCAACAACCAUCUGAUCAAUAACGCAGCUGCAGGCUCACAGGAUGCUGGAAUAUGGUAUUUAUUCCACAAGGAACCAACUGGGGAAUCCAGUGGAAUGCAGCUCCUGGAGAAGCCAGAACUCACGCCACUGGGAAUAUUUUAUAACAACAGGGUUCAUUCAAAUUUUAAGGCUGGUUUAUUUGUUGACAAAGGUGUCAAAACGACCAACUCCAGUGCCUCUGACCCAAGGGAGUACCUGUGUCUGGAUAACAGUGCAAGGUUUCGGCCCCAUCAGGAUGCAGACCCUGAAAAGCCACGAGUUGCGGCUGUCAUCGACAGACUCAUUGCUUUUAAAAACAAUGACAAUGGUGCCUGGGUCCGAGGAGGAGACAUUAUUGUUCAGAAUUCAGCAUUUGCAGAUAACGGGAAGGGGUUGACCUUUGCCAGUGAUGGGAGCUUCCCAAGCGAUGAAGGGUCCAGCCAGGAAGUGUCGGAGUCCCUCUUUGUCGGGGAGAGUAAGAAUUACGGCUCUCAGGGUGGCCAGAACAAGUACAUGGGCACAGGGGGAAUAGACCAGAAGCCUCGGACGCUACCUAGGAACAGGACAUUCCCAAUCCGAGGCUUUCAGAUUUAUGACGGGCCUAUUCAUCUCACAAAGAGCACGUUCAAAAAAUAUGUGCCAACUCCAGACAGGUACAGCAGCGCAAUCGGCUUCCUCAUGAAGAAUUCCUGGCAGACAACACCCAGGAAUAACGUCUCUCUUGUGAAGUUUGGUCCACAGGUCUCUCUGAACGUCUUCUUUGGAAAGCCUGGCCCCUGGUUUGAGGAUUGUGAGCUGGAUGGUGAUAAGAACUCCAUCUUCCACGACAUUGAUGGCUCUGUGACAGGAUACAAGGACACCUAUGUAGGAAGGAUGGACAACUACCUGAUCCGCCAUCCAAACUGUGUCAGCGUUACUAAGUGGAAUGCAGUGGUCUGCAGUGGGACCUAUGCCCAGGUGUAUGUUCAGACGUGGAACACGCCGAAUCUUAGCAUGAUCAUCACGCGAGACGAAUACCCAUCCCACCCAAUGGUGCUUCGGGGCAUUAACCAGCGGGCCAUCUCCCCACAGUACCAGCCUGUCGUCAUGCUGGAGAAGGGCUACACCAUCCACUGGAGUGGCCCAGCGCCACGUACCACUUUCUUGUACCUCGUGAACUUCAACAAGGAUGACUGGAUCCGGGUCGGCCUCUGUUACCCGUCCAACACGAGCUUUCAGGUGACCGUGGGCUUUCUGCAGCGGCAGAACGGCUCCUUAUCCAGAAUCGAGGAGUACGAGCCUGCGCAGUCGAUGGAGGAGCUGCAGAAGAAGCCGUCUGAGAGAAAAUUCUACUUUGACUCUGGCACAGGGUUAUUGUUUCUGUAUCUCAGAGCCCACAGCCACAGAGAUGGCCACAGUUACUGUUCAUCUCAGGGAUGUGAAAGAGUCAAGAUUCAGGCAGCCACAGACUCCAAAGAUAUGAGUAACUGCAUGGCCAAAGCGUACCCACAGUAUUACAAGAAACCCUCGGCAGUCAAGCGCAUGCCAGCCAUGCUCACCGGGUUCUGUCAAGGCUGUGGCACCCACCAGAUGGUGUUCAGCAGUGACCCUCACAAGAGCUACCUCCCUGUUCGAUUCCAGUCCCCUGGGAAAGCAGAAAUUCAACGUGGAGAACCAUCUGUUAUUUCCGUCAAUGGUACUGACUUUACCUUCCGGAGUGCAGGUGCCUUCCUCCUCAUUGUGGAUGCCUGCAGUGUGCCCUUCCGGUUGACGGAAAAGCGGAUGUUCCUUUCUGCAGACAUCAGUCACUUGGAAGAAUAUCUAAAGGCUAGCAUCCCUCCAAGGUCAAUCGUUCUCUUGAGCACAAGAGGAGAAAUCAAGCAGAUGAAUAUCUCGGAUUCAUUCGUGCUUCUGGGACUGGCCAAGCCAGCACAUCUGUACAACAAAGGUAGUACUGUAUUUUUGGGAUUCAGCGGAAACUUCACCCCAUCGUGGACUAGGCUGUUCACCAGUCCUGAUGUGCAGGGCCUCGGGGUGCUCGAGCAGUAUCUCCCCCUGCAGAUGGAGGAAUAUGGGUGCUCCAGGACCAGCAGUGUCCACAGAAGGGACCUUGAACUGUUACAGCAGGCUUUGAAAGGGCUUUAAAGACUUGCCUGUAAUUUAAGUGCUGGGAAAGAAAAGAAAAUGUGAACUAACUUAUUUAAUUUAUGGCAUUUUAAGACAACACUGUUAACCCGAUGGAACCAUUUUCUUGUUUUGAUACAGAAGGGAGAGAAAGAACUCAAAGCAGUUGCUUGAGUGCCGGUUUGUGCACUGUGGCGUUGUGCAGGUGGGAAAGAACCCUUUUGUCUUUGUGAGGCUGCUGAGUUCGGAGAGCAGUUCUCAUGCCCCUUCUUUGAUAAGCCCAUCACGGGUGCUUUCUGUAUAGUAGGAUGCAGGGAGCCCAAGGGCUCCCCGAGCUCCUCAGAGGACGGGCUGCUGUGGCAUUUCAGAUACUUGAAGUCGAAUGCUCAGUCCUGCAGCCAACUCCACUGGCUGCCCUGUUCAGUGAUGUCUGGGGCUCAUUUCUGUACAGCCCACAAGGGUUUUGUGUGAUGCCAGAUCCGGUUUUAAGUAACAACUCAGGCCCAGCACAUGUCCUCCUUGCCUGGUCAUGUGCCCUUUUUAUUCACUUGUAUACUGAUUACUUUAGAGGGUUCACCUUUCAAAGAGGGAACCAUAUUGGGACAAAAGAGUUUUUGAAAUCUUUUUGAUCUGUGACCAUUGAGGAAAAGGAAAGAAAGGAAGAAACAGCACAAAACUAUUACUUGCUUCCAGGUCUGAGGUUGGUGGGACUUUUUCUGCAGCUUUAAUCCUUAACCUGUCUUGACCUUUAAAAUGCAGAGCUGAAGUGAUUUACUUUCCUUUAAAAGAAGCAAGCCACUUCCAAAACCGUAAACUCCUGUCAUUUGAACUUGCACAGGAAAGCUAGGUGUAGUGGUGCUCGCCUUUGAUCACAGCUCUCCAGAAGCAGGAGGAUCUCUGUGAGUUUGAGGCUAGCCUGGUCUACACAGUGAGUUCCGGGACAGCCAGGGCUAAGUAGAGAAACCCUGUCUCAAAACAAACAAAACAAAAACAAAACAAAACAAAAUCGCCCUGCAACAAAAAUUAACUUGCAAAAGGAAACCUGUCCUUGGUUUUGGUUUUGUACCUGUGUUUUGUUGUGUGGAAUUUUUUUUUUUAAGCGUCUCUGCUCAUUGUCCUACCAGAAAAUCCCAGAGAGCUCACUGCUUGCUACUCCAUAAAUAUUGUACCCAAGGAAAGGGAUCAUGGAGUCUGUGGAUAUGAGCUUCUUUGUAGCCUUUAAAAGAGGGAGUCUCUCUCAGUGAAUAUAGCUUUCAAAGACAAGGAGAAAGAACUCCGGGUCGCCCAGCUCUGCUUCCCCUGGGCUUUUCCUCAGCUAGUGCGGACACAUGUGGCAAAGGAGGCUGGCUCUGCAGCCAAGAGGGAAGAUGGAUCAGAAUGCUGCUGUGGGGCGCGAAGGCAGGUGGAUGAGUAGCCAGGCACUUCCUGGCUAACAGUAGCAACUGAGUAUAGAAAAGUUCAUCUUCCUCCAUGGAGGGCCGAGGCUGAUGCCUGUGCGUUGUGUCCAGGAGACAUUCUAGAACAGCUCUGUGACUUGUGAUACUUUACAGAACAUGCUACCUCAAAGUGCUGUGACAAACCAUGCGGACUGUAGUGCUCACAGGACGGGCACGUGUCUCAAUCAAAGUUUGGUUAUUUGUUUAUCUGGGUUUUUUAGAUGUGGGUGUUUUUGUUUGUUUCUUUUUUCUUUCUUUCGUCCUGUUUUUUUUUUUUUUUUUUGUACAGUGAGAUCUUACCUAUUAAAUAUAUUUAGUGGGUCAUGGUUCCUGAAGGUGAUUGAAUUGAUUGUGUGUACGAAUAUGUGUGUGUGUUUUGACUUAAAUAUAUUUGGUGUGUGCUGUUUUGGAGUUCCUUUUAUAUAUAUAUAUAUAUAUAUAUAUUUGGAGAAUGGAUGCAAGUUUCAAAGCACUCAGUUUUUCUGAUUUUAUGUACUAAUAAUUAGGGCCUAAGUUAAAUAAAUAAAAAUGUGUGUGCAUGUAA